Fraxinus pennsylvanica is the source of this 1614-nucleotide messenger RNA. NCBI's taxonomy places the organism in Eukaryota, Viridiplantae, Streptophyta, Magnoliopsida, Lamiales, Oleaceae. The record is from the annotation of a GenBank genome assembly.
AUGGAGUGUAUUACAGGUCGAAACUUGGCAGCAAUGGCGGUUUCAGUAUGCCCAACAGUCAACUUAUCAAGAAGAAAGAGAGUGAGAAGCAAAAUGGGUUAUUUUCCAAUAGAUACGUAUGGUUUGUGUAUAUCAAAGACUUCAUUUAAAGUGAGGUGUGGGGGUACAAGUGCUGGAAGCGAUAGUUGUGUGGCUUUGCCUGUAAAAGAAGAUUUUGCUGAUGAAGAAGACUAUAUAAAGGCUGGUGGGUCUGAGCUUUUGUUUGUUCAAAUGCAGCAGAACAAACACAUGGAUCAACAGUCUAAGUUUUCUGAUAAGUUACCGAGAAUACUGGGUGAUGAUAUAUUGGAUUUGGUGGUUAUUGGCUGUGGACCUGCUGGUCUUGCUCUCGCUGCUGAAUCAGCUAAGCUAGGAUUGAAUGUUGGACUUAUUGGACCAGAUCUUCCUUUCACAAAUAAUUAUGGUGUGUGGGAAGAUGAGUUCAAAGAUCUAGGCCUUGAACGUUGCAUUGAACAUGUCUGGCGGGAUACCAUAGUAUAUCUUGAUGAUGAUGAUCCUAUUUUUAUUGGUCGUGCAUAUGGACGAGUCAGUCGCCAUUUGCUCCAUGAGGAGUUACUGAAGAGGUGUGUCGAGUCAGGUGUUUCAUAUCUUAGCACAAAAGUGGAAAAUAUUGUUGAAGCCUCAGGUGGCCAUAGACUUGUAGAGUGUGAAGGCGAUAUUGUGAUUCCUUGCAGGCUUGCCACUGUUGCAUCUGGAGCAGCCUCGGGGAAACUCUUACAGUAUGAAGUGGGGGGUCCACGGGUUUCUGUACAGACAGCUUAUGGCGUCGAGGUUGAGGUGGAAAACAAUCCGUACGACCUGAACCUGAUGGUUUUUAUGGAUUACAGAGACUGCAUUAAACGCGAAGUUCAAGGCUUAGAAGCACAAUAUCCAACAUUUCUUUAUGCAAUGCCCAUGUCACCAACAAGAGUUUUCUUUGAGGAAACCUGUUUGGCAUCAAAAGAUGCCAUGCCUUUUGAACUAUUGAGGGAUAAGCUUAUGACAAGAUUAGAGACGAUGGGUGUCCGGAUUAUAAAAACUUAUGAAGAGGAAUGGUCUUACAUUCCCGUGGGUGGAUCAUUGCCAAGUACAGAGCAAAAGAACCUUGCAUUUGGUGCUGCUGCUAGCAUGGUCCAUCCGGCCACAGGUUAUUCAGUUGUCAGAUCAUUGUCGGAGGCUCCAAAAUAUGCAUCUGCCAUUGCAAAUAUUUUGAAACAACAUCAUGACAAGAACAUGCUUAUCACUGCAGGGAUUACAGAGAAUAUCUCAAUCCAAGCUUGGAAUACCCUUUGGCCACAAGAAAGGAAAAGACAACGAGCUUUUUUCCUAUUCGGAUUAGCACUCAUACUACAACUGGAUACUGAGGGGAUAAGGACAUUCUUCCACACAUUUUUCCGUUUACCAACUUGGAUGUCGCAAGGAUUUCUUGGCUCGACUCUAUCGUCAGCAGACCUCGUAUUAUUUGCAUUUUAUAUGUUUGUUAUAGCUCCAAAUGAUCUGAGAAAAAGCCUUAUCAAACAUCUGAUAGCUGAUCCUACUGGUGCAACUAUGGUAAGGACUUAUCUUACAAUAUAG